Molecule: messenger RNA, 3930 nt
Organism: Coccomyxa subellipsoidea C-169
Lineage: Eukaryota; Viridiplantae; Chlorophyta; Trebouxiophyceae; Coccomyxaceae
Exons: 10
Coding region: 1-3930 (1309 amino acids)
Source: RefSeq, a predicted model, not a curated record
AUGGCACAUGCCUUUGCCAGUGGCUUCCCUGGCAUGGCUGACAACCUAAAUGGCGAUUUGGGUCAGAGCAGCCACUCGGAGUUCAGCCAGGCUCUUCAAAACAACAGUGCAGGGCAGAGCAUGUCGUCGAUGUAUGCCAGCGAUGCACAGCGUCUGCUAAAUGCAUCUUCCAUGCAGCAGGCUGAGUAUGGGGCCAAUGGGGUCUCUGGCCUGGGUUCGAUCCACCCCAACUGGCAAGGGCAGCAAGCCGGCAUGCAGCCCAGCGACCUCAACGCAUAUGGCACUGACUACGACAACUUCCUGGCAAACAAUGGGCUGGGCGUAAAGUCGCAGAGGCCCGGGCCGUUGCCUGGGAUGCCGCCUCUGUCUCGGGGACCCAGCGGGCUGGACCUCAUGUCAGCCGGGCAGCAGAACGGCACAGCGCCGCAGCGCAGCCCCCCCAACAUCCAGCAGAUGUUUGCCAACAUGACGCGCUCGCCCAGCAACGGACAGCUGGCCGCACUGAAGCCGUACCUGCCACCCGGCCUGAGCGAUGAACAGUCCUUCAGCCGCGGCCUCCAGGGGGGCGUGCCCACAGCCGCGAUGCUGCCGCAGGGCUACAGCGCCGCCGGACAGCCUCCUCCGCGCUCUGACAACCGCACACCGCCAGUCGGGGCUGGGUACAAUGGCGAUGCCAGCAGGGACCCUCAGCCUGGGGACUGGCCUGCACCCGAGGGCAACCACCUGGUGUCACACUCGUCUGGGCUGAGCAACGCCUUCUCCGGCGCCGGCAAACUGGCGCCUGCGGACAUCCAGCAGCUGCUCAACAGCAUGGGCAAGUACCCCGCCAGCGCGCCGGAGCCGAUUGGCCGCCCCGCCUCGCGUGCAAGCAACGCCGGCGGCGCGUCUGCCUCGCGCCAUGCCAGCGGCGGCAGCCUCUCCGAGAUGCUCGCCGCGCAGCCCAAGGGCAGCCCCGGCGGCGCCAGCACCGCGCACGACUUCCCCGCCGGCCACAGCCCCCCUAACACCCAGCCCGCAGACGCGCUGCCGCCGCCGGCCAACUCUGAGCCAGGCCAAGAAGCACCGCCGCCCGCGACGACCGCCGGCCCCGAGGUCGAGGCGGGCCCUGGCCUCAGCGCAUUUGCUGCGUUGGCAAACAUGGCCCUGGAGGACGCCCCUGCAGAGGGCGUGGAGGGCCAGGCUCCGGCUUCCACCGUCAGCACGAUGGCCGGGCAGGCUCCGCUUGCGCCAAACCUGUUCGACCCCUCGUACGCAGUGCCUGCCGGCAACGCCAACCUGGCCAGCCACCUCAUGGACCCGGCUAGCCUGGCCGGCGGCGGCGGCGCUGCGCGCGCCCCGGAGCUGGGCCCCGGGCUGGGCGGUCUGGACAUGACUGCGAUGCAGCAGCUGCAGCAGCAGCUGGGCGGCAAUGCCUCCUACAAUGACAUCAUGGAGGCCAUGCGCCUGAACGCGCAGCAGCAGGCGCUCGCUCAGCAGAGGAUGCAAGCGACCAGGGCAGGUGCUGGUCAAGUCCCUGGAGGGGCCAAUCCUGCUGCCGGCAACAUUGCCGGGCUUUCAGGCUACAACCAAGAUCUCUUGAAGCAAGCGGAUCGUGCUGGAAUUCUGGGGCGCAGUGCCAUGCUGCAGCAGCUGAACAAGGGCCAGGUGCCCCAGCAGCAGCCGGUGCCUGGGCGCGGCAUGGCUUUCCCCUCUGGAGGCCUGCCCUAUGGAAUGGCAGAUCAGCGCCUCCCUGGAGCUGACACCUUUGGCAACGCCACCCCCAAGCCGCAGCCGAGCCCGCAGCAGAUGCGCUUUGGCGGCAACAUCGGCGUGCAUGCGAUCAACCGCACCUCCGCGGCGCAGCUGCCAGGGCAGCCCCAGCCGCAGAACCGGGCCCUGUUGGGCGGCCAGGCGUUCGGCCUCAACAACCCGCUGACGGCCGGCCUGGGCGCGCCUCGCCCCGGCCUGAAGCCCAAUUGGCAGGCUCAGCGGGUGCAGACGCACGCCCAGGCCGCCGUCGCUGCUCAGCAGGCUGCUCAAGUCCAGCAGGUGCAAGCCAUGAGGCUGGCGGCUGCGAAGGCUCAAGCACAGGCGCAGCUGAACGCGCAGCUGCAUGCCCAAGCCCAGGCCGCGCAGGCUCAAGCCAACCGCAACAACCUGCUCGCUGGCCUGACCCCGGCACAGCUGAACAUGCUGAUGAACGCGCCGCCGCAGCAGCUGAAUCAGAUGGCCGCGCAGCUGGGGCUGCUGGAUUCCACUCCAGGCGUGGGCGGCCUGGGGGGCAUGCCCAAUGCAGGCCUGGGAGGCAUUGGCAUGACGCAGCAGCAGAAGCUGAUGGCCGCUGCCGCGGCGGCGCGCGGCGGCUACGCUCCGCAGCCGCCCCAGCGCCAGCCCACCCGCCCCAUGAUGAGCCAGCAGCAGCAGCUGCAGCAGCUCUACGCGCAGCAGGCUGCCCAGCAGGGCCGUGUGACGCCGUCGCUGAUGAAUAACCCUGCGCUGGCCGGGCUGGGCGGCGCGCAGCCGCCGGGAAGCGGCCAGAACAUCCUCGGACAGCCCGGUGGAGCGGGUGGGCCCGUGCAAAGCCGCGCAGCGCUGGUGGACAUGGGCCGCGGCCUGGCGCAGGCGGGCUUCACCGUGGAGCAGGCGGUCAACUCCGGCCUGCUGGGCGGCUUCAGCGCCUUUGAUGUGCGCGCGCUGUCCGAGGGCCACCAAGCUGAGGUAGCCCGCAUGCGCGCUGCCCGUGCCGCCGCUCAGCAGAAUGCGCAGGCCACCGCCCAGCAGCAGCAGCUGGCCCAACAGCACUACUUGCGCCAGAGCCAGCUCCAGCAGCUGCAGCAGGCCCAGCAGGCCCAGGCUGCUGCAGCCACAGGAAGCCACGCCGGCAGCGAUGCAGGCUCCCACAGCGCCACCCCCAAGACCCCCGCGCCCAUCAUGAACCUGGGCCCCGGCUCCCUGGGCCAGCUGUUCGACUGGCAGCCCAACCAGCAGCAGCCCGCCAACCAGCCCGGCGCCGACCUGCUAUCCGCGCACUGGGACAUGACCAGCACGCAGCUGCACGGCGCCCAGAGCGCCGCGCCCUCCCAGCUGGGCCCGGCUCUGAGCCUGGGCGGCCUCUCCGGCCCCCUCGAAGCCAACCUUGGCGGCGGGCUCGGCCCGAUCGCCCCGCGCGCCGGCAGCGACGGCGGCGGCAGCGAAGCGCUGUUCCCUCCCACUCUCCGCUCGCGCAGCCCCUGGGAGGGCGGCGCAGGCGGAGGCCUGGGCGCCAUCCAGCCCGGCAGCGCGCGCAGCGGCGUGAGCAGCCACGCGACCACGCCGCGCUCGCGCCCAGGGACGAUGAGCAGCCUGCUGGAGAUGGGCAGCAUGUUUGGGCCACCGGCCGGGCAGCCGCCGACCAAGUACUCCAGCCAGGGCAGCCUGGACGGCGAGCUGCCGAGCCACAUGCGCGGCGCACCCGGCGCACAGGCGCCCAUCGGCGACGGCCGCGCCACCAAGAGCGGCCAGGGCGAGGUGCCCGCCAGCCUGCGCACCUUCUGGGAGAGCGGCGGCCUCGGCUCUGCCGCUGAUACCUCAUUGGCCAGGCCGCUCGCGAAGAGCAUCAGCCUCGACAGCGCGCGACCGCCGGCUGGAGCACAGGGCCUGCCCACAGCAGGCAAUGCCAUGGAGCCCGCUAUGGACCUGGAAGCCAUGGAUGCUGCACUGGAGGCUCUGGCGGCCAAGGCCGCCUCCGAACCGAGCGCCCCGCAGGAGCCUGUGGCCCCCGCCAGCCUGGACACCUACACGGCGGCAGAGUACAGCUUCUUCAACAUGGGGGACCCGACUGAGGCUCUGGGCACCCUUUCGCUGGAGGGAGAGCUGGAGGACGAGGCCGGCACAGACAAGGACAUCCCCAGCGGUCUGGACGACACCGGCAUGACUGAGGUCGCUGAAGACCUGGCCAAGAGCGCUCCCUGA